This is a messenger RNA of Kluyveromyces marxianus DMKU3-1042, 1176 nucleotides long. Its product is annotated as glyoxylate reductase. Gene Ontology annotation, cellular component: cytosol. Gene Ontology annotation, molecular function: NAD binding; hydroxypyruvate reductase [NAD(P)H] activity; glyoxylate reductase (NADPH) activity. The record is from RefSeq and is a predicted model, not a curated record. Bases 1 to 1176 code for a protein of 391 amino acids. The transcript has a single exon. NCBI's taxonomy places the organism in Eukaryota, Fungi, Ascomycota, Saccharomycetes, Saccharomycetales, Saccharomycetaceae.
AUGUGUGCUAAACCUAAGAUUCUAAUACCAAGAAGAAAUAGAAAUGAUAUCGUAUCCGACAGUGAAGAAUUCAAAAGAAUCUCUGCGCAAGUAGAGUUCAUUUACCAUGACCUAACCACUUCGGAUGCUUUCAAAAAAUUCUUGCCAACCAGUGAUAUUGAUGCACUUUGGUUCACAGAAGCAUUGAUGGAUAACAUGGAGGCACCAUCAAAAUACAUGGAAUACUAUCCGAAGUCAUUGAAGUUGAUCAUGGUUCCAUGGGUCGGGACAGAUUUCUACGACGGUAAAUUGUUGAAAGAAAAGUACGGUAUCACACUCUGUAAUGGAGGUCCAGUGGCAUCUGAGAAUGUGUCUGAUCUAGCAAUAUUUUUGACAUUGAGUUGUUUCCGUCUUACUUCAUUUUGGGAACACGCAUUUAGAUUUGUACACAGAGGUGACAUCUCUAAAUGCAGAGAGUACAUUGGAGGUACUCAUCAUGAUACAAUCCCAGGGUUUGCUCUAGUAGAGAGCAACACCGAGAUGCACCGCUCAACAUCUACAGAGCAAAAAUUUCCUACUAAAGCUGAUAAGGAUAAGUUUUUGAACAUUGCACAGGACUAUAAGAUUGCUGGUAAGUUGAUGGAAUCACCAACAAGUAAAAAUGCCCUUAUUUUGGGCUUCGGCUCGAUUGGUCAGGCCAUCGGUAGAAAAUUAAACUCUAGCUUCAAUAUGAAAAUAUCGUACACUAAAAGAAACGGCCCAGUUCCCGAAGCUGAUCUUGGUUACGAAGCACAAUACAUGCCCUCUAUGGAGGACGAGUUGUUCUGGAAAGAUGCCGAUUUAAUUGUCUUAGCACUACCAGGAACACCUGAAACGGAAGAUAUUAUCAACGAAAAAACUCUCUCCCUUUGUAAAAAUGGAGUUAGAAUUGUCAACGUCGGUCGUGGGUCUUGUAUCGACGAAGAUGCGUUAUUAGAUGCACUAGAUAGCGGAAAAGUGGCAUCUGCAGGUUUAGAUGUUUUUAAAAAUGAAUUCCAGCAGAUAAAUCCAAGGUUUUUUGAGAGAUGGGAUGUCACCUUACUACCACAUAUCGGUUCUACAGUGUUAGAAAUUCUACAGAGACAAACUGCCGCUACACUAGAAAACAUCGAUGGGUUCUUCCUCAAAAAAACAGGUCCAAAAUACCCUGUAAACUAA